Durusdinium trenchii is the source of this 1185-nucleotide messenger RNA. The record is from the annotation of a GenBank genome assembly. NCBI's taxonomy places the organism in Eukaryota, Dinophyceae, Suessiales, Symbiodiniaceae.
AUGCGUGGGUGCCAAUUUGUAGCUGUGUAUGGCAACAGGAUGUUCUUGAACGGUCGAAGUGGCAGGGACAGAUUUGACAGAUCAAUGUUUCAUCAUUAUCCGGACAACGAUCGUGCCAAUUGUGGCUUGCCGCCCUGGUCUAACAACAAGCGCCUGUGCGACAUGUAUGGUAUGCCAGAUCUCAACACCGAGUUGAAAGCAGUUCAGCUUCAGUUGGGGACCUAUCUUUUCGACUUGCUGGAGAUUGGAGUCACUAUGCUUCGUGUGGACGCGGCAAUGAACAUUUACCCAGAGUCGCUUGCCCGAGUAAUUCUGCCAUUUCCUUGGGAAUACGUGGUGCAGGAGUACUAUCCGGAUAUGAUUUAUGAUGCGGAAACAAGAGCAAAGGCUGUAUCCAUUGGUUCAGCCACUGACUUCACAUUUGGGGAACGUGUGGCAGAGACCCUGUUUGACAAGUUCACAGGAAGGUGGUCAAACAGGUCUGAGCACUUUGGCGAACUUUUGCAGCUUCAAUCGGACAGUUUCAGCGGAUGUUCCUAUCGCAUUUGCGAUUCGCCUUACCCGACUGAAAGGGCAUUGAUUUUCUUGGAUAAUCACGAUCAACAGCGUGAACGUUGGAAGCCUGAGGUUCCUGGGCAACCACCAGAAACGCCUGUUUGUUUCUGGGACGGUCGGGACAUUGGAAGUUGCCGGCCAGUUUACAAACAUGGGCAAAUUUAUGCACUUGCACAACUGUACAUGCUAGCUUGGCCCUAUGGGGAGCCACGAGCGUCAGUGCGGCUCAUGUCCUCCUACGGCUUUCAUUCCUUCGACGAGGGUCCGCCAGGGGUGAGUAAGGACUCCCUGCAUGAGCAGGCCACGACCCCCAUCGUUUGCAGGGACACGCCAACAGAAUCCCCGGUGACGAAUGUUUACGACCAGGACAAGGUCAAGCCUUGGGUUUGCGAGCAUAGAUGGAAAGGCGUGUCUGGAGCGAUUCGCUUCCGACAGUUUUCCAGUUCGGAGCAAGCCCACUCCUUCUGGGACGAUCGGGCUGGGCACAUUGCCUUCAGCCUCGGCAACGUCGGGUUUGCCGCUUUCAGCCGUGGGUACAACUCGUACACUGGCCAAGGAAGCAAUGAAAGCAUUUCACUUGCAGGCACUUGGCUGGCGUUGGGCUGUGGCAGGUUAUUGCAAUCUUGCUGA